UUUUGCCUCAAAUCAGUGUAACACGCGCAGAAACACAGACAGAAUGGGCUACGACUAUGUAAUGGUCCAUGUUAUCUACAACGUCCCAGUGGCAGUCGGGCUUACCGCUGCCUUCUGGCCCUUCAUGACGCGCCUGGACUGGGCGCGAAUAUUCACCAUGGUCACGAUAGCACUCACAGCCACGAUUCCGUGGGAUUCAUACCUUGUGCGCCGCCGGAUCUGGACCUACCCCCGGGAAGCCGUGACCGGCUACACAUUGUGUUCCAUUCCUCUGGAAGAGGUCUUCUUUUUUGUCAUCCAGACAUACAGCACAGGUAUGCUGUACACCAUACUCACCCGUCAAUUGGUGUUCCCUGCCUUUGUGCGACCAGCAGGUGGGAAAUCCUUCAGCGUGGGAAUCCUGGUCCUGGCUUGGGCUGGUGCCAUAGGUGUCAAAUACCUCCUAGAUGGAGGUCGGUACACCUACAUGGGGUUGAUUCUGGUUUGGGCUUGUCCGUUCUUGCUGGCUCAGUGGGCAAUCGCCGGCCACUUCAUAUUGGCUCUCCCUCGCCGCGAGACUUUUCUGUCAGUAAUGCUCCCAACGAUGUUCCUAUGGACAGUGGACACAUUGCCAAUGCGGCGAGGAACGUGGGUCAUCGAGGAUGACACGAAACUGGGCUGGGAGGUAUGGAGAAAUAUGGAUAUCGAAGAAGCCGUCUUCUUUCUCCUAACGAACGUACUAAUCGUGUUCGGGUUUGCCGCAAUCGACUUUACCAUAGCCCUAACCGAUGGCAAGCUCGCUCAAUCCAAGUCGAGUAUCCACGGCGUUCCUUCCUACGGGCAAAUAUUUCGGAACUUCGUUUUCUCGCCACAGAAACUAGAUCCUGACUUUGUGGCUCGCCUGAGCAAGGCAGUUCGAUGUUUGGCUACCAGUAGUCAGAGUAUGUACAUGGGAAGCAGUAUGUUCCAGGGACCUCUGCGCAUUGAUCUCAUUUUUCUAUAUUAUUUCUGUCGGAUCGCCGACGACCUGAUUGACAACGCUCCAGACCAAAUUACAGCAGUGACAGCCAUCAACAAUUGCAGAACACAGCUAGCCCGUCGGUUCUCACCAGACUGGGAAGAGCAGGGGGAACCUAAGUCUUCGGAACUGAGUGAAGCGAUAGCGGCUCUCCCGGCCUCCCGACUGCGCCUUUCGCCUCUCCAAGGUCUCCUGGAGGGGUUCCGCACCGAUACCAAGUUCGACCGCGAGAGCAGUGGUUUCCCCAUCGACUCCGAAGAGGAUCUAGACCGAUAUGCCUAUCACGUCGCAGGCACCGUGGCCGCCAGCGUGUUGGACCUCGUGUUCCACCACUUCCCCCAUCAUGCGUCGGGGUACCAUGCCACUACGCGGCGAGCGAUGAUUGCAGCCGGCGAGCAAAUGGGCCAAAGCCUUCAGUUGGUCAACAUCGCGCGCGACAUCGAUCGGGACGCGCGGAUCGGCCGGGUCUAUCUUCCCACGGCCUGACUCAAGCACGAGGGCAACACCCCGGCAGACGUCCUGGACAAUCCGGAUAGUGCUCCGGUGGAACGGUUGAGGAGACGCCUCCUCCUCAAGGCACAAAAGCUGCAUGACGAGGCAGUCGGCGCCCUAGCAUUCCUGCCCCCCAUGGUGCAGGGCCCUCUACGGAUCACCAUUGCAAGUUACAUGGCGAUCGGGGCGGUACUUCAGCGCGGGGAUCGCGCGCCUCCGGGUGAGAAACUGCGGCUUCCCUUGUUGCGCCGUGCGGUGAUUGCCUUUCGCGCCAUGUCAACAAGG
Aspergillus aculeatinus CBS 121060 is the source of this 1774-nucleotide messenger RNA. RefSeq names its product phytoene synthase. NCBI's taxonomy places the organism in Eukaryota, Fungi, Ascomycota, Eurotiomycetes, Eurotiales, Aspergillaceae. Gene Ontology annotation, molecular function: intramolecular lyase activity. The coding region runs from base 44 to 1483 and encodes 479 amino acids. Gene Ontology annotation, biological process: biosynthetic process. The transcript has 6 exons. The record is from RefSeq and is a predicted model, not a curated record.